Molecule: messenger RNA, 738 nt
Organism: Microbotryum saponariae
Lineage: Eukaryota; Fungi; Basidiomycota; Microbotryomycetes; Microbotryales; Microbotryaceae
Source: the annotation of a GenBank genome assembly
AUGUCCAGAUCGACACCUUCAUUGGCUCAAGCACUUGCACCCCGUCUCGACCGCGCCGCGAUUCACGCAACCUCCCGCGCCCUCAUCCUCCUCGUCGAGUCAUCCACCCAAAACCACAGACUGUCUAUGUCCCGACUCGUCGUUGCAAACAUCUCGACCGUCCUUGCACACUGGCUUUCAACCUCGUCGAUCACUCCGACCGAUCGACUUCCCGGCAAAACUCUCGAGAUGUUCCACGGCACACUCCUCAUUGCUUGCAACUUACUCGAACUCCAUCCUACGUUGCGCACGUUGAAACAUAAAGUCCCGAGUCGCCGCUCGAUUUCCGCCUCGGACCGUGACGGUCCUUCGCAUUCUCAAUCCAACUCGGCGACUCGCUCGACUAGCUUUAUUCGUGCGAUCAUCAUCCCACCUCUGCAAGAUGCGCGUUCGUACCCGCUUCAGCAGCCCUGGUCAUGCGGUCAUGGACCGCGAUCAGCAUCGCACGGUGCUCCAUCCCUUCUCGCUUCGCUUGUCACCUCGCUUGGGACGAACUCGUUUGGCAGUCACAACACGAGCAACGUCCGAAAGGUCAGUGAGUGCCUUUAACCUGAAGGCUUUCCCUUCCUCCACACCGCGUGUGGCAAAUCUGUGCCCUCUUGCUUAUGUUUGACUUUUCUUUCGCUCCACCAGGUCAUGGAUUUCGGCCUGCGCUUAACUCGACUCUUUAAACUCCGACUCGCUCGAAACCGUUUCUAG